Messenger RNA from Hirundo rustica (Barn swallow), 781 nucleotides. RefSeq names its product coenzyme Q10A (gene COQ10A). Gene Ontology annotation, biological process: ubiquinone biosynthetic process; cellular respiration. NCBI's taxonomy places the organism in Eukaryota, Metazoa, Chordata, Aves, Passeriformes, Hirundinidae. The record is from RefSeq and is a predicted model, not a curated record. Gene Ontology annotation, molecular function: ubiquinone binding. The transcript is spliced from 5 exons. Gene Ontology annotation, cellular component: mitochondrion. The coding region runs from base 16 to 699 and encodes 227 amino acids.
GGUCCCGGCCCGGUCAUGGCGGCCCGGCGGCUCCGCGGCGCCCUGCAGCUCGGGGCGCGGCAGCGCCUGCGGGCCGCGGCGGCCCCGCCCGGCAGGCACACGGCCCUGUGCGGCCUGCGGCUCUCCCGGCUGGGCCGGCCGGGCCCUGCGGCCUGGGAGCCCCGAGCUCAGCCCAGCCGGGGCUUCCUGAACCUCGCCAACAAACGCAAGGAGUACUCGGAGCGCCGCAUCAUCGGGUACUCCAUGCAGGAGAUGUACGACGUGGUGGCCAACGUGGAGGACUACAAGAACUUUGUGCCCUGGUGCAAGAAGUCCGUGGUGGUGUCGCGGCGCUCGGGUCACAUCAAGGCGCAGCUGGAGGUGGGGUUCCCGCCCGUGCUGGAGCGCUACACGUCCAUCGUCACCCUGGUGCGGCCACACCUCGUCAAGGCCGUCUGCACCGACGGGCGCCUCUUCAACCACCUGGAGACCAACUGGCGCUUCAGCCCCGGCAUCCCCGGCUACCCCCGCACCAGCACCGUGGAUUUCUCGAUCUCCUUCGAGUUCCGCUCCCUGCUGCACUCCCAGCUGGCCACCGUCUUCUUCGACGAGGUGGUCAAGCAGAUGGUGGCCGCCUUCGAGCGCCGCGCCGCCAAGAACUUCGGGCCCGAGACGCGCAUCCCGCGGGAGCUCAUGUUCCACGAGGUGCACCAGACGUGAGGGGCGGCGGCCACGGGCGCGCCCCCGGGACUCUGCCCGGCCCGCACAUCCCCACCCCACCAAAAAUGUCGUAUUUAUUCAA